Messenger RNA from Drosophila nasuta, 2027 nucleotides. RefSeq names its product Bub3 interacting GLEBS and Zinc finger domain protein (gene BuGZ). The transcript is spliced from 7 exons. The record is from RefSeq and is a predicted model, not a curated record. NCBI's taxonomy places the organism in Eukaryota, Metazoa, Arthropoda, Insecta, Diptera, Drosophilidae. Gene Ontology annotation, molecular function: DNA binding. Gene Ontology annotation, cellular component: nucleus. The coding region runs from base 134 to 1888 and encodes 584 amino acids.
UUGUUUUCUCACGAUACCGACACGACGCUUGGAGAACUGUGUGUUAUUUUUUUUUGCAAAAGAAAAGUUGUAUUUUUAUAGUUUUAUAUUGUACGCCCCGCUAAGUGCGUGUGAUUAAAACAAAGUUCAGACAAUGGGUCGCAAAAAGAAGAAGGCAUCGAAACCCUGGUGCUGGUACUGCAAUCGAGAGUUCGAUGAUGAGAAAAUUCUGGUGCAACAUCAGAAGGCGAAACACUUCAAAUGUCAUAUAUGCCACAAGAAACUGUACACGGGACCCGGACUCUCUAUUCAUUGCAUGCAGGUGCACAAAGAGACGGUGGACAAGGUGCCAAAUUCGCUGCCCAACCGCUCCAACAUUGAGAUCGAAAUCUUUGGCAUGGAUGGCAUUCCAGCGGAGGACUUGCGAGAUCAUGAGCGGCAAAAGAAUGGCGGCAAGUCCGAUUCAGAUGACGAUGAGCCAGCGGCGAAGAAGAAAGUGGAAUAUCCCAUGUCAGUGCCGCCGCCCAUGAUGAUGCCUCCCAACAUGAUGCCACCACACAUGCUGGGUCAGUAUGGCAUGGGCAUGAUGCAGCAUAUGCCGCCCUUACCUCCAUACCCAAUGCCAAUGAUGCCUCACAUGAUGCCACCGCGUCCCAUAUUCCCAGCCAUGGCUACCACAUCAGCGGCCGCAGCUGCCGCCGCGGUGCAUCAACAUCAGCAACAACAGCAGCAUGCCGCAGCCAUGGCUCAUCAGAAACCCACGUUUCCGGCUUAUAGCAACGCCACCAUAAGUGCUCCACCCACAACCAAUAAUGCUGGUGUUGGCGGCGGUGCAACGUCAAAUGCGACGCCGCUGUCUGCACCAGAUCCUCAUCAACAGGGACGGCUAUCAAGUACGACGAAUGCGAGCGGGAAUUCGGCAGGAGGCAGCGGCGUAGUGGCCGCCGUUAGCACAAAGAUUAUGCAUCCGGCCGAGGACGCAAGUUUAGAGGAAUUGCGUGCCCGUCAACCCAAGUACCAAGCGCGUCUAGCGAUCGCAUUGGCAACCAUCGCUGCAGGGCCCAAAACGAACAGUCCGCGGAGUAAUAAUGGUGGUGGAAAUAAUAAUGCUGGUGGUGGUGGAUCAGGCGGAGGAGGCAGUGCUGCCUCAUCGAUGCCAUCAACACCGCCUCCGCCGUCGUUGUCGGGCAUCUCGCCAACAGGCAGCGCUGCGGCCGCCGCUGCGAACGCAAUCGCUGUGAGCACAGCGAUCUCCAAGGCACAGGAAACCGCCGCUCUGGUGGCCGUGGCGCAGGCGCACGCACAGGCUGCACAGGUGGCUCAAGUCCAAGCCGCGCAUGCUCAACACAUGCAGGCUCAAGUUCAGGCAGCUCAGGUGGCGCAAGUUGUUGCAGCCCAGCAGCAGCAGCAGGCACAAGUGCAGGCGGCACAGCAGCAGCAACAACAACAGCACCAGCAGCAACAACAGCAACAGCAUGUGCAGCAGCAACAACAGCAGCAAGUGCAGCAGCAACAAGCCAAGCAACUGGAGGAGCUGAAUCGUGCCGUGAUGCUGCAACGCCUUCAGGCGGUGCGUCAGCCAGGCAAUCCUGGUGCAGCUGCAGCGGCGGCUGCUGCCGCUGCCGCUGGCCUGGGCAUGAUGCCACUGCCCACGCCCAUGCAGCUGAUGCAACCCAUGCAACCGAUGCAGCUGCGAACUGGCGCCGUUGCCAUUGGACCACAUGGCGCCCUCAUCGGCAGCAAUAUGUUGCGUCCUGGCCCAUUGCCCGGCAUGCCAGCAGGCUUGCUGCCCAUGCAGGCGAUUGGACUGCCGGGAUUGCAUGCCGGAGCGAUGCCAAUGCCGGGGAUGGGUGUGAUGCUGCCUGGUCAUCCGAAUAUGCUGCAGAUGAUGCAGCCGCGCUUCAGAUGAUGCCUGCCUGCCGCGCCGGGACUAUUGCAGGCGCCCCCGCAGCAGACGCAUCCACAGCCGCAACCACGAGCCACGUUUCAGCGGGCCACAUUGACGGCACUGCCUCAUCCGCAUCCGCAUCCUCAGACGCAGCCUUCGC